AUAAAAAUUAUAAGUACUAAACCGUAAUUUGCCAAUGAUCCAUGGAUCCAAUCCAUGAAUCCACCAAUCCAAUUGGAUUUGGAUAAAAUGGAUUGGAUUUAAAUGAAUUGGAUUAGGUAGAUAUUUUUAAUGGAUUGAUUGAUUUGAUUGGUGGAUUGGAUUCAAAUUGCGACCUCUACCCACGAUCCAUGGAGCUACACUCAUGCUUCCACUUCCCUACUUACGGGAUAAACGCUCUGCUAACUUGUACCCAAACUUGACUGUGUAAACCCCAGAAGGAUCCUCCCGCCACACCAGCUUAUCAGCAAGCGGCACCUUAGAUACAGGAAUUUCUAAAAUGGCCCGCCAUGUCCUGUCUGAGUAAUUGGCAACCAUUUCCUUGGUGAUGGUAUAGCAAGAUUUGCAAUAGAGUAAAUAUUCAUUCUUGAACAAAGAGGGAGGGUUGAAUUUCAAAAAAGUUAAAGGAGAAAUUAGGAAGAAUACACGUGUGAUCAAAGUCUUGCGUUCUUCUUCCUUUUACCUUCACUUGGUCUGGGCCAAGUCCUUUUUUUCAAUACUCGCUGUAGGCCGAAAAGCCUCGGGCUUUCGGACACAAUUAAUACAUGCAGUAGAAAAGCAAAUAGCCCAAGAUUUAGAGACAUUUAGGCUAGCCACAAUUCGAAUUUCGAUGGCUAGGAAUUAGGGGUUAAAGGUAAAAUGACAUUUUAGCUUUAUUGAAAACAGAAACAAAUUGCAACCCUGAAAAAUAGCUCCUCGUAUAAUUUCAUGUUUUUUUUUGUUUAAUAAAUCUAUCUUAUCAACACUUAAACUUAAUAGGAACACUCCAACAAAGUUUUAAAUACUGUAUUAAAUAAACUAAUUUAAUUUGUUUAUACGUUCAUACUAUCUUCCAUUUGGUAUUAACAGAGAGUUGAGAAAAUUGUAUUUAAAAAAAAAACCAGAGUUGGGAAAAGUUGUCAUAUUUGACAAAUUAACUGAGGCCUGGCUGGCUCGACAGGCCUCCUCUCUUCUUGUACCACAGUUGGUGCUGGACCGAAUCGAGCCCAAUGACGGAGCCCAACGGGUCAUUGAGUAGAAAUGCAGAUAGAUCACCAAAAAAAAAAAGGAGAGACCGUUCGAAGACGCGCUGGGAAUAGCGAGUGGGAGUUGAAAAAAGAUAAGUCCAUCUCCGGCUCCCUGAUCUGGUUAUGACACGUCAUCCAUUAUCUCGCCACAAACAGAAAUCCAGGAACCCAGAAGCAGAGGAAAGCCUUCCUUCCAAACCAAAAACGCUCCGUCGGUGCUUUCGUCGCCCGUCGCCCGCCGCCGCCUAUGGUUGGGCCUUGACCGGAACCCCGCUCCGACGCUCAAACCCACCAUGGCAGUUUCCCUGAAUUCAGUCAUUGGGUUCAACUCCACGCUGCAAGCCAAGCACCGACAGCAUUACUCACAAUCCCCUGCCGUGUCUUUGCCCGCAUUGUCGCACUCACUCGCACCAUUUCGCUCCACCUCGAAGCCACAACGUUUGAUUCCAUCAGUUGCAGAUAGCGAUCGAGUUGCCACGGACACCAACCAACUCAAUGAUCCAGUCCCCAAUAAUGAGCAAUUGAAAGCCUCCUCUGAAGAAGUUCAACCUCCAAAGCCAGCACCAGUACCACAACCAAGGCCCAAAAGAUCAUCACCACUAACAGCCAGGGAGAGAUUGAAGGCUGCCCGAGUUCUCAGCCGGUACCCGGAAUCGAAAGCAACCAAGCCAGACAUGGGGAAGAAAGUGCUUGAUGCUUUGAGGGAGAGUGAUAAGGGCAAGAAGAGGUCUAGACUCCCUGAAGCACCAACGAACAUGUUGGAUGAUGCUAAAAGAGGGAUGCCGAAUCCAGGGUGGACGUUUGACUUCCCGGGGGGUAAUGAUCUGCUGGUAAUUGCCUUCUCGUUUGUGUUCAUCAGCACUGUCAUGUUUGCUACCACUUUCAUCGUCUGGAAAGUUGGUGCCAUUCACUUCAACGAGUUUUGAAUUAUUUAGUUGUAGUUUCAGGUGCUGUAGUAAUUUACAUGAUCUGGAAACUUUCAAGCUUCUUGUGUUCUUAGACAGAAACAUACAGAUGUGCAGCGUGCUAUGUAUAUGUACAAAGAGUUGCUUGAUGAAGAUGGGUAAUAUAUGGGACAGCAAUACUUGCCUUGCUUCCAUUCCAUGUGCAGUUCUUUCUUUCUUCUGUGCUUUUUACUUCUAUUGGAUCUUCAUUUGGCAUUGAGAGCAUGUUACAGAAAGUAGAGAUUGGUGGUGUGUUAGGGUAGGUUUCUUCAUUUUUGUGGCAGCAGGGGAAAGGACAGAAGCUAUGUACUAGCGUAUGGUAGUUGGCUGACCUGGUAGCCAUUGUUUGCCACAUUUCUGGAAAUUCAGUGGUUAGAAUUGUGGGGAAAUAACUCUAUAUGGUUCAAUCUUUGAUCAUUCGGAUGAUAACUCAAAUCUUUUCAGAAAUGAGGAGUAUGACAGACCAUUCCAGUUACAGCCAUGAAAAAUAGGAGAAAAUCAUGUUUUCAUAAUUAGAAUCAAACAUUUUUCGAAAGAUUAUCCAAAAGGCUGGAUGAAGUUCUUUAGUAUUAGAUUUGAAUUCGAAAUAAUUUUUGUUACUAUGACAUGGAUCGGGAUGAUAUUUUUCAUUCAAAUAGAUGGCUUAAUGAUGGUAGGUUGCGUCAAAUUGUGAUAGAAUUCUGAUUAGCGCAUAUGCACGGUUUGUUGUUGUCGUUCCAUAACUCGUACAUGUUGUUUUCAACCAUUAAAUCAAUACAUAGGGGUUAUGUACAAAAAUACCAUCUUAUUAAUCUAAGGACUGAAGAUGCACAAAUAAACAAUCACGUGAGAUAUACAUCCACAACUAUCAGCAUGAUAUUCUGAAUUGGGUUAACCAUAUCCUAUAUGGAUAUUCGGUCUAAAAUUAAUAUUCAAUGCGCAAAUGAACGAUCAAACAAGAUAUACACCUACAACUAUCAGCAUAGUAGGCUAAAUUGGGUUGAUCCUAUUCUAUAUGGGUAUUCUCUGUAAAAUUGGUAUUCAACAAUGGUUACUCAUUUCUAUGGUGGCACGUUUUCAGUAUGAGUUCUCAAAAUCCUUUGUCUAAAAUUCAAAUAGAAUGGGAAAAUCUCUGGUCUUCUUGGCACCACACAGAGAAUCUACCAAUAGAUUUGAGGGAACGUGAACGAGGGUAUUGAUCAAACGUCGUAUCCAGCCUUUAAACCCCCAUCUUGUAUGGUUCAUCAGAGUCCCCACUGUCUCUGUUGUGUGCUGGUAGGGUUCCCUCUCCUCUCUGGCCGAAGCCAUUUUUCUUCCUCUGUUGAACAGGACACUAAACCAGGACAGUCCUUUCUCUAAGUAAACCCAUAUCAUAUGGGAUGUGGACAAACAAAGCCAACCAAAUAAUGAAUGGCUGCUUUUGCUUUCAAAGAUUUAUCCAUCUUUCGGUUUCAUUCAAGAUUCAUAUAUAAGAUAAAAACAGUAAUAGAAG
Molecule: messenger RNA, 3479 nt
Organism: Linum trigynum
Lineage: Eukaryota; Viridiplantae; Streptophyta; Magnoliopsida; Malpighiales; Linaceae
Source: the annotation of a GenBank genome assembly